Messenger RNA from Rhopilema esculentum, 1094 nucleotides. RefSeq names its product large ribosomal subunit protein uL10. The record is from RefSeq and is a predicted model, not a curated record. NCBI's taxonomy places the organism in Eukaryota, Metazoa, Cnidaria, Scyphozoa, Rhizostomeae, Rhizostomatidae. Gene Ontology annotation, biological process: cytoplasmic translation; ribosomal large subunit assembly; ribosome biogenesis. Gene Ontology annotation, molecular function: structural constituent of ribosome; large ribosomal subunit rRNA binding. Gene Ontology annotation, cellular component: cytosolic large ribosomal subunit.
UUUAUGGACCCAUUGCCGAAAACAUUUCUUUUGUAAUAUCUUUCUGAUUUUUAUUUUACAGUGUAACUUUAAACCCUUUGUGGCAAUCCUUACCAUAACUCAAAAUGGUGCGGGAAGACAAACCAACCUGGAAAGCAAACUAUUUCCUAAAAAUUGCAGAAUUAUUAGCAGAAUACCCAAAAUGCUUUGUGGUAAGUGCUGACAAUGUUGGCUCCAAACAAAUGCAGCAGAUCAGAAUUGCUCUACGAGGAAGAGCUGAGGUUCUUAUGGGAAAAAACACUAUGAUGAGAAAGGCCAUCCGAGGUCAGUUGGAUAAAAACCCCACUCUCGAGAAAUUGUUGCCUCACGUUAUUGGGAAUAUUGGGUUUGUUUUCACGAAGGAGGACCUGUUGGAAAUCAGAGAUGUCCUGCUCAGUAACCAGAAGGAAGCACCAGCAAAAGCUGGAGCCAUUGCUCCUAUUGAUGUGUUUAUCGAGAAGAUCAACACAGGUCUUGGCCCUGAAAAGACAUCUUUCUUCCAGGCUUUGUCCAUUCCAACCAAGAUCACCAAGGGAACCAUUGAAAUUCUGAGUGACAUCCAUCUUAUCAAGAAAGAUGAAAAAGUUGGUGCCUCUGAAGCAGCUCUUUUAUCUAUGUUGAAGAUUUACCCAUUUCAUUAUGGGCUUGUCUGCAGAACUGUUUUUGACAAUGGUAGCAUUUACAGUCCAGAUAUUCUUGACAUCAGGCCUGAUGACCUCAUCAAGACCUUCCUUUCUGGUGUAGGCAACAUUGCUGCAGUGUCACUUGAAAUUGGAUACCCAACUGUUGCAUCAGUUCCACACAGUAUGGUAAAUGGCUUCAAGAAUAUUGCUGCUGUCUGCCUUGAAGCUGAUAUCGACAUCAAAGAGAUAGCCACCAUCAAGGAGUAUCUUGCAGACCCAAGCAAGUUUGCAGUCGCUGCAGCUCCAGCAGCUGCCGCCGAUGACAAGCCAGCAGCAGCAGAGCAAAAGAAGGAGGAAUCUGAAGAAGAAUCUGACGAUGACAUGGGCUUUGGUCUCUUCGAUUAGAACAUUGUCUUGCCAGGAGUAAAAAAAGAUAAAACUGUUUAAAAGUUA